Solanum stenotomum is the source of this 1242-nucleotide messenger RNA. RefSeq lists its product as uncharacterized. Lineage: Eukaryota; Viridiplantae; Streptophyta; Magnoliopsida; Solanales; Solanaceae. Bases 1 to 1242 code for a protein of 413 amino acids. Gene Ontology annotation, molecular function: RNA-DNA hybrid ribonuclease activity; nucleic acid binding. The record is from RefSeq and is a predicted model, not a curated record. The transcript is spliced from 2 exons.
AUGGGGGAUUUGUACACAAUUUCAGGGGAUGACUUUGAAUGGGAUGAGACCUACGUCAAGGUACCAGAUCUUGCCAUUCAAGGAGAAUGGAACGUGGAUAUUCUGAAUGAUAUUUUACCCUCAGAUCUGGUGGAACAUAUACUUUGUCACAUCAAACCACCUAAAGAGAGAUGUACUGAAGAUAAACCAUGCUGGAUGUUGGAGUCAAGGGGAGCCUUUACAGUGAAGACUACAUGGAAUUAUAUAAGGCAUAAGGAGGACCCUAACAGAAUCUAUAGGUGGAUAUGGACUAAAGGAAUGCCGUUCAAAAUGGCCUUUAUGAUGUGGCGAAUAUGGAAAUUUAAGAUCCCAGUGGAUGAUAGGCUGAGAAGAUGGGGUCUAGAAGGCCCACCGAGAUGUUUAAACAUUACUGGAUUACAACUAAGAGAAGUGAUAAUGUUGUGGUGGGGGGCCAGUAUCAAACCAGACCAAAAGUCAUUCUAUAGAGCUAUGCCAAGCUUCAUAAUAUGGGAACUAUGGAAGAGGAGAAACAAAAAGAAGCAUGAAGGAAAGAACAUCUCCAUACCAAGAGUCAUACAUAAUGUAACUAGAAAUAUGUUUAUGUUGGCAAAGGUAAGAAGGCCUAGUAUGAAAAGUAGAGGUAGCUGGGCAGAAAUUCUGAAGGCAAUGGAGGACUAUAGGCCAAGAGUGAAGAAGUGGGAGUAUCCACAAACAGGGUGGAUUAAAUAUAACACUGACGGAGCAUCUAAAGGAAAUCCGGGAGUGAGCUCUUAUGCAUUUUGUCUAAGGAACGAGAGAGGAGAUAUUAUGUAUGCUGAAGGUGCGUGUAUGGAAAACACUACAAAUACAGUAGCAGAAGCAAAGGCCAUCCUAGAAGAAAGUAAGCAUUGUAAGAAAUCACAUUAUAAUCAGGACAUCAUUCAAACAGAUUCUAUGCUAAUGUGCAAAGUGCUAGAAGGAAAAUGGGCUACCCCAUGGAUAAUCACAGAUCUGGUGGAAGAAAUUAAGACAAUAUUGAAAGACAUACAACAUACAUUCCAUCAUAUAAUGAGGGAGGGAAAUCAACUUGCGGACUACUUAGCAAACAAGGCGAUAAAGAAAGGUACAUGCAGAUAUGAGGAUUUUAAUAGUCUUGAACCUAAUGGAAGAAGAAUACUAAACAGCGAUAAAAGUCAGACCCCAUACAUACAAAUAUCACCAUUAAGGAGGCAAUGGGAAGGGGGAGGAUCGAGCCACAACUAA